AUGAGCACGACCACCGAUAACGCUGCUCCAUCAGCAGACACCACUGCAAGCAACUCCCCCAUCGACGACCAUCAUGCCGCCACCGACAAGGAGACCGCUCCGGAUACAACACGCGACUCCAGCCCCGAUGGCGAACCCGCGCAAAAGGAAGCCGACGACGAGGUUGAUCCACUAAACAGCAAUGGCCUCAUUCAAGGCCGUACAAAAGGCAAGGUCGCCGUGAUCAUGGCCGCUCUGAUGAUGGCCGUCUUUCUCGCCGCUCUAGACGUCACCAUUAUCACCACGGCCCUGCCAACCAUUAGUCAACACUUCAAUUCCGCCGCAGGAUACACCUGGAUCGGAUCCGCAUUCUUACUGGCAAACGCUUCGUCCAUUCCGGUCUGGGGCAAAGUGUCCGAUAUUUUCGGGAGAAAGCCAAUGUUGCUGGCCGCGAAUGUCAUCUUCUUAGUGGGCUCGCUGGUGGCGGCUUUGGCUUAUAGUAUUGGUAUGUUGAUCGCUGCGAGAGCGGUGCAGGGUAUCGGUGCGGGUGGACUGGUCAUUUUGGUGAACAUCGUUAUUGGUGACCUCUUCCCAUUGAACAUUCGUGGUGCGUUCUACGGACUGAUUGGAGGUGUCUGGGCGAUUGCAUCGAGCUUGGGACCGAUCAUCGGAGGCGCUUUCACGCAGAGUGUGACUUGGCGAUGGUGUUUUUACAUCAAUCUGCCCCUCGACGGCAUCGCCUUCUUCAUCCUCCUCUUCUUCCUCGACGUCAAAACCCCACGCACGCCGUUCAUGCAAGGCCUCAAAGCCAUCGACUGGGUCGGCGUCCUCCUCAUCGUCGGCGGCACCCUAAUGUUCCUCUUCGGCCUCCAAUACGGCGGCGUGACCGCACCCUGGGACUCAGCUCUCGUCCUCUGCCUCAUCAUCUUCGGCGUCCUCACUCUCGCUCUCUUCCUCCUCUACGAGUGGAAAUUCGCCAAAUACCCCAUCAUGCCCAUGGCCAUCUUCUCCUCCGUCACCAACCGCGCCACCCUCGGCGUCGUCUUCAUCCAUGGCUUCGUCUUCAUCUCCGCCUCCUACUACCUCCCUCUCUACUUCCAAGCUAUCCUUGGCGCCUCCCCGCUCCUCUCCGGCGUUUACCUCCUCCCCCACGCCAUCGCGCUUGCCGUCUCUUCCCUCGCAACGGGAAUCUUCGUCGCCAAGACCCGCAAAUUCCUUCCGCCCAUCUACUUCGCCUUCUUCAUGCUCACCCUCGGCUUCGGCCUCUUCAUCAACCUCGACGCCCACUCCGGCUGGGCCAAAAUCAUCAUCUACCAAAUCAUCGCCGGUCUCGGCGUGGGACCUCUCUUCCAAGCUCCCAUCAUCGCUCUCCAAGCACACAUCAACCCCCGCGACAUCGGCACCGCGACCGCCACUCUCGGCUUCAUCCGCCAACUCUCCACCGCCAUCUCCGUCGUAGUCGGCGACGUCGUCUACCAAAACCAAUUCUCCAAGAAAUUCGACACCGUCGCGGCGGCGAUUGGUCCACAAGCUGCAGAGGAACUCACGGGUGGUAAUGCGGGUGCUUCGACGGCGUUCAUCAACGACCUUCCGAACCCGGGGAGGAGGGUCGUGAGAGAGCAGUUUGCGAAGAGUUUGCAGCCGAUGUGGAUCUUGUAUACGUGUUGCGCGACGGUGGGCUUGGUGGUGAUGUUCUUCGUGCAGAAGAAGGUGUUGACGGCGAAGCAUGAGGAGACGAAGACGGGGUUGGAGGCGGAGAGGGAGAAUGCUGCGGCGAGGAAGAGGGAGAAGGAGGAGAGGAGGGGGAAGGCGAGGGGUGCGGUGGAGAAGGAUGUUGAGGCUGGGAGUUGA
Zymoseptoria tritici IPO323 is the source of this 1830-nucleotide messenger RNA. RefSeq names its product putative major facilitator superfamily transporter. Gene Ontology annotation, molecular function: transmembrane transporter activity. Gene Ontology annotation, biological process: transmembrane transport. NCBI's taxonomy places the organism in Eukaryota, Fungi, Ascomycota, Dothideomycetes, Mycosphaerellales, Mycosphaerellaceae. The transcript has 2 exons. The record is from RefSeq and is a predicted model, not a curated record. The coding region runs from base 1 to 1830 and encodes 609 amino acids.